Messenger RNA from Mercenaria mercenaria, 4440 nucleotides. Its product is annotated as fibrillin-2-like. Gene Ontology annotation, molecular function: calcium ion binding. NCBI's taxonomy places the organism in Eukaryota, Metazoa, Mollusca, Bivalvia, Venerida, Veneridae. The record is from RefSeq and is a predicted model, not a curated record. The coding region runs from base 22 to 3318 and encodes 1098 amino acids. The transcript is spliced from 23 exons.
AUCAGUACUUCUAAAACCUUUAUGAAACUGACAAUUGCACAUCCUAAUAAGGACAUAGAAUCUAUGAAUAUUUCUGGCCUGGCAGGAAAACUUCAAAAUGGCAGCCUCUUAGGAAGACACGGUUCGCAGGUGAACGUCAAUGCCACCGCUUAUGCGAUAUUUGAUUUAAGUGAAACAUGGUCACUUCAAAACGAAAAUGAGAGUCUUUUCUUCUAUAACAUUACUGGUGGUAACUAUACAGUAUACAACAGACACCAUACUGUACCAAGAUUUCUAGAAACUCUUGUAGCAAACCUGACGGAGCUAUUUAAAACAUUUUCACCUGAAAAUAUAACACUAUUCAAUAAGACGUGUAGAAAUUACUGGAACGGUGAACACAAUGACCAAUGUUUGCUCACAAUAGCUAGAACCAAGGAUUUUAGUCUUGGAUUAGAUAUUAUGACUGAGGUUAAUGAAACAAGAAGGAAAUGGGAGAUACUGCACAAUAAACCUCCUAAAUUUCUUGAUGGAAUGCCGAGAAAUAUAACAAAAGUUUUCAAAACAGAUUUGUAUUGGAAGAUAGACCUGAAAGAAUAUGUAAGUGACGAUACAGACUCCCCGUUAAUAUACGGCAUUCAAACAAGCCUUCCGAAAGAAGAAUAUUCACUCGACAAUGGCGUGUUUAACUGGACUAUCGGAACAGGGUUACGACACAUAGACACGCAUUUUAUUUUCCUUGCGACGGAUCGUCUCAACGCAACAGCAAGGCAUGAGGUUUCUAUACAAUAUUGUGGAUGCAAUGAGCCUGUUGAAUGUAAAUUUGAUGUCGGUCAUUCGAUUUCUACAGGAACACAUAUGCAGAAAGCCACCUGCGAAUGCCUGAAGUAUUAUGAGGGGGAUUUCUGUGAAAAAUUUACAAGUCCUUGUGAGAAUGACACACUUAAAUGUUACGCAGGGCUCUGUAAUUCCACCGUGCCCAGAGCGGACCCAUCGGACAAGACGUGGCCUUGUUCUCCAUGCCCAGUGGGGCGACAUGAAAAAUUUAUCGGCGACAAACAAAACUGCGAAGAUAUUGACGAAUGUACCACUACAGAACACUUAUGUCAUCAGGGGUGUGACAACACUAACGGCUCCUACAGGUGUACGUGUGAGAAAGGAUAUGAUCUUGACAGUGAUGGCUUCCAUUGUAGUGACAUAGAUGAAUGCACCGACCAUAAACUGUGCAGCCAAACUGAAGUAUGCGUAAACACUAUAGGAAGUUAUACAUGCAAUUGUGCACCAGGUUCUAUGCGCCAUGAAGAAACCAAUACAUGCGUACCUAUAGUGGCUAAAACAUACGUUUCAACAAUUUCAUUUUCCGUACUAAUUAUAACACAAGAUGGAUUUGACAAAGAUAUGGUAGAUACUGAGGAGAACAGAAAUAAUAUACAGAUAAAGCUUCAAGAGAGAUAUAAAAAUUCAACAGGCUUUGUAGGAGUACAGGUUGUCAAGAUCUCAAUGACAAUAAUUUCUGAAAACAGCGCAAGAAAGAAACGCGCAAACAGGCAACUUGCUGCUAGUUUGGAUGCACAAUACAUUCUUUACUGGGAAAAUCGAACAGACACAACGACCAUACAGGAAGCUCUCAAAAACGCAUAUUCGGUGGAUAGCACAAACAGCCUGCUAGAGCCAGAUGGGAUAAUCCCUGGCUUAAUUUUGACAAGUGUAGCCAACAUCUCUGUGAAUACAGAUAUCUGCUCCAUUCCUGGACAAUAUGAUUGUGACCAUUCAAGUGCAGAGUGUGUAAACCUGGAAGGUGGCUACAAAUGCCAGUGUUUAGCGGGUUACGAAUACCCGGAGUACAGCAAAAAAUAUUGCACAGAAAUAGAUGAGUGCAAAUUGUUUGUAAACAAUAAUUCAGUAAAAGACCGUUGUGUGCAUGGCUCAUGUGUAAAUGUUCCCGGAUCUUGGAACUGCACAUGCCCUGAAGAUCGGCUGUGGCAGAGUGUUGGUAACGAUGUUCCAGUGUACAGGUGUCAAGGAAAUUACAGUUAUAUAGGUACCAUCAGAGUACAUAUGAUGUCUGCUACCUCGAGCGAAGAAGAAAUAGUCGCCUUUGUUAAAGAUCAGCUGAACCUGACCUUUGGUAAUAAAUCGCUCAAUGAGAAAGCAGAAUACGACACUCAUAUCAGCAGCAUAUUUGUUCAUGCAACUGUACUGAGAUUAGAAGAGGACAUAAGUGCAUCUUACAGAAUAACGUUUAACCUGAGACUGGGUGAAAUUGUUGAUACAGGGAGACUGACAAGUGUAAUGAAAGAUCUUUCCCAAGGACCACACCUUCAUAUAAAUAACCGAUCGGAAGUUUAUUUCCAAGACACUCAUAUAUUUAAUGAUUCAGAAAAUAUUCUUUGCAACUUGACUUCAUAUGGGGAUUGUGACGAAAGGACAACAACGUGCCAGCAACAAAACGGGAAAACAUACUGUAGAUGCAAGUCUGGGUUUGAAAAACGCUAUGAAAUAGAUAAAUUCUGCAGAGACGUGAAUGAAUGUGCAAACGCGACAUACAAAUGUCUUGGAGGGAGAUGUAAUAAUUCACCUGGACAGUGGUCAUGUGAAUGUGAAGAACGCAAUUUUGCACCAGUUCAAAUAGAUGAAUUUACGAUGAAUUGCACAGUGUUUUCAGAUGGUUGUAAAAACAUGCCGUGUGACAACGGAGGAACCUGCCGUAUGAUAAAUGAUGAUCAAAAUGAGAUACAUUUUGAUUGUAUAUGUGCCGAAGGAUGGACCGGUAGUACAUGCCAAGAGGAGUACGAACAACCUUUACCUUUAGAGGAACCUGAAACGGAUCUUGAAACACCAUUUAUUGCAACCGGAAGUACUCUAGGUGGCCUUGUCAUUUUACUAUCAGUUGCUGUUUUGGUUGUAUACAGAUGGAGAGGUGCUAAGGUUAAAGAAGCGACAAAACAUUCGAAAAGAUAUUUAGAAAGAGACGGUUUCAAGCCGUUGGAGGGUUCAGUCAUAGAUGAGCAAUAUUUGGAUAACACGCAUAACGUUCAUGACAUAUCCUCAGAAAGUGGUUUCAGGACAUUUCCAGGAAAAUCGAGUCAUGGUGCGAAUGCUGGUAGUUUUAUAUUAAACGAUAAUCCACAUUCCAAAAGUUCCUUGCCAAACAGAAUGCAUGCAGAUACGAAUCUAAAUUUUGAAGGGAACCGAAUGUCUCUCCGACAAGAAAGCGAGAGACCAGCUUCCCCAUUGCCAGAUUAUAGUCGAACGAGCAAUGUGGAAAAUGGUGGCGUCCCGACAAAUGACAAACGUCGUUCCGAUGACUUUGACGGGUUUGGCGCCCCAACUAAAUUCUAAUUCUAUAACUGCACAGUCUAAUUAGGCAUGAAUUGAAUAUUCUGCGGUACCUUCUGAAAUUACAAUACAACUUUAGCAUAACUUGAAUUUAUAAGAAUUGUUCACUAGUGGAAGGUGCUGAUUGAUUGUCUGUAUGGAAAGAAAUUAUUUAGGCAGUAACGGCGCCUUACCGAGUUACCCGAUAGCCGGAUAUUUCCAUCCACAUUUACAACCAGUGAUCGAUUAUUUUUCUUUCAUAUCGUAUUUUCAAAAAUUAAAAGAAAUAAUUUAAAAGUAAAUACGAAUUAUUUUCUUUGAAUUCGCGCAUUCAUUCAUAAACUACAUCACGUGAGUCAUCUUACAAGAUGUUUGGACGAAGAGUUUUCCCAGCAGUAAUUCAAGAAAAGGUAUUGAGAUGCGCCGAUUGAAAGAUGAUAUCACCUCUAAGACUUCUAGUGGUAUUAAGAUAGACAAGUUUAAAAACGUUCUAUAAAUACCUUAAAGUUACGAGUGCCCGCGUUGUUGAGGCAAACUAUUCUACUGCAAAAAUAAAAUGCUGUGCUUUAUUUCUGUUGGUGAUAAAGACAUUCAGCUGGUUUGUGAAAGACCGGCGGGUCUAGCCAGGUGCCCAUCCGCGACUAGGUGUAUUCAUAUUUUCGAACACUGUGGGUUUUUUUUUUGUCAUAUUUUACUCACAUUACUGUGCAUUAUUUACAAUUAGACUGUGCAGUAUUUACAAUCAGACUGUGCAGUAUUUACAAUCAGAAUGUGCAUUAUUUACAAUCAGACUGUGCAGUUUUUACAAUUAGACUGUGCAGUAUUUACAAUCAGAAUGUGCAUUAUUUACAUUCAGACUGUGCAUUAUUUACAAUCAGACUGUGCAUUAUUUACAAUCAGAAUGUGCAUUAUUUACAAUCAGAUUGCGCAGUUUUUACAAUUAGACUGCAUUAUAAACGAUUUUCUUUAAAUCAGCUUUCGGUUAUAUUCGAAUUUUGUUCUAUUGUUAGAGCAUUUCAGACCAUACUAUAUCAAUUAAAUAUACAUGCUUUCAACAAUGUUUUUCACUGUUCCUUUGCCUUUUGCGAAACCAAAAAUUAAACAUUAUCUAUUUUGCAAUUGUCAUUGUUGAGCGCCAUCAGCAUG